Messenger RNA from Mesorhabditis spiculigera, 1893 nucleotides. Lineage: Eukaryota; Metazoa; Nematoda; Chromadorea; Rhabditida; Rhabditidae. The record is from the annotation of a GenBank genome assembly.
AUGACGGACGAGGCGAAUGCUCACUAUCACUCCAUAAUUACCGAACUAUUUGAAGGGCACGAAUUUCUGCAGAACAAUGUUGGCCAAGAAUUUGUGCCAAAGAGCCAUUGGUCGAUCGAUCCAUUCGGGUUGUCCCCGUCGCUACCGCUGCUACUCUCUGAGGCAAACAUUACUGAUGCCGUUUUGCAAAGGGUUCAUUACUCCGUCAAGAAGAAGCUCGCUGAAAGGAAACAACUGGAGUUUAUGUGGCGCCAAUUCUGGGGCAAAAUCUCCUGCGACUGGCGCGUUCCUCCACAGGCUAUUAACAGCACGAAUGUCGCGCAACGAGCAUUCAUGAUCUACGAUCAAUACCGGAAGAAGAGUCAACUCUUCAAGACCAACGUGCUGCUGAUUCCGCUGGGUGAUGAUUUCAGAUACCAGGAUGAUUUCGAGUGGGAUAAUCAGCACGACAAUUACAAACGGCUCUUCGAUUAUAUGAACAACAGACCAGAGUGGAACGUGAAGGCCCGCUUCGGCACCCUGGCUGACUAUUUUGAUGCGUUGGAAUCGAGGUUGAAGGAGGAGCGGAAGCAGCUGCCCAUUUUGUCCGGCGAUUUCUUCACCUAUGCUGAUCGUGACGAUCAUUAUUGGAGUGGCUACUUCACGUCAAGGCCCUUUUACAAGCACAUGGAUCGCGUCCUACAACACUACCUGAGAACUGCCGAAAUUUCCUACUCCCUGGCGCGCAUAGACGGCGGCGGCGAUCUGGACGAUGGCGUUUUGUCAAAAUUGGUUGAGGUCCGCCGAGCCCUCUCGCUUUUCCAACAUCAUGACGGCGUUACUGGCACGGCCAAAGCGGCGGUGGUGAAUGAUUACGGAGAAAAGAUGCUCUCCGCGCUGAAACGUGCCGAGGAGGUCACGACGAUUGCCAUUGGUUCUUUGCUGGGCAACAAGUCUCGUAUAUCGAUGUCGUUUGACGAAUUUCGGGCCAAGCAAGACGCGAUGCCGGAAGCGCGUGUCUUUGAGGCUGAUAGCUCGCUCCUACUUUUCAACACUUUGGCGCAUGCGCGGGCUGAAGUUGCCUGUAUCCAGGUGGCUUCUCCUAACAUACGAAUCAAGCGUUCCGACGGCACCCCACCCGAACAACAGCUUGCCCCAGUUCUCGUCCACCGAGGCGGUCGCGUUCACAGCCAACCCGGACGAUUUGAGCUGUGCUUCUGGGCAGAGGUCUCAGCCCUUGCAUCCGAAGUUUUUGAGCUACAUUCGAUGGACGAGCCGUCGACCGCUGAGCUGGUGCUCGUCAAAGGCCGAGCAAAACCGGAAGGUCUUGACGAUUUCUUCGAAUUCGAGCAAAUCAGCGGAAGCGUCGAGCUAUCUAACUCCUUACUGACGGCUGUCUUCAGUGGCAACACCGGGUUUUUGAAGGAAAUUCGUCUGGAAUCCGGUGAAAAAGUUGAUGUCAACGCGCACUUUGUAAAGUACGGGGCCCGCCCUAGUGGAUCGCUAAAAAAUCGUGGUGGCGACAACCUCUCCGGUGCGUAUAUCUUCUUGCCGAAUGGGACAGCAAAACCGAUGGAGGUUUCACAGCCAGCAUUUGUUGUAGCGGAAGGGCCGUUGGUGAAGCGUAUGCUUGCGAUGGGCCCGAACGACGGGAAAUUGGUCCAAAGCUAUUCGCUUGAAAAGGGAUCCUACUCAAUCGGCAUUUGCAACACCAUCGAUCUCAGCAACCGUCCCGAUAAUAUCGAGGUGGCGCUUCGUUUUGAGACGAAUAUCGACAGCGGCGCCGACCUGUUCACCGAUUUGAACGGCCUGCAGAUGAUUCGUCGCCGACGAAUGCUCGAAAAGCUGCCCCUUCAAGCGCACUUCUAUCCGAUGCCCGGAAGCGCCUAUAUUGAGGCGAGACGCGACUUUAUU